GUAACGAUUGAAACAUUUUGAACGAUUUCGUUGAAACUCAUUACAUCAACUUUUCGGGAAACAGUUCUGGCAUAAAUUUCACUCGAACAGGUGAUCGAGUAACAGGUAAACGAGAUUGAGAUAGCCUAAUAGGUAUGUACUGAAAAUUUUUAGCUCUUGAGAUUACAUAAUUAUUACUGGUGCUUCAAGCUUGCCUUUUUCUUGAAAAAUUUAUCAUUAAACAGUACCUACGUUCUUAUUUUUCAGCAUAAUAAUUCUAAAAAGACGGUUUCUAUUUUAAAAAUCUAAAAUUAAUUCCGCGUAGAUUCUACGAAAUUAAAUAUGUAUGUAUCUAUCAAUCUGAAGAAUAUGAUCCCGUUCCCUCUCUGUAAAUAAUGAAUCACAUAAUUACGAGCAGACGAGCUAAAUGCAACAAAAAUGAAAAAGUGAGCUGAUUGCACUGUGAAACGGUAGCCAAGAUAUGAACCGUUCAGAUAACGCAGACGAAGUCUUAUCGCUGAUUUCCUUGAUAUAUCUUUUCGAAUGUAUAUAAUAUUUCUAUUGUUGCUGUACGAGCUUCGAAGAGGAUCAGUAUUGAUACCUAAUGCCUCGAAAUGAGUAACGUAUGUGGUUCGUGAUUACUACGAGAAUUUCCGUUUUGUUCAGCCUCAGUGUUUUAUCGUGAAGGUCAUAGGUAGCUGAAUGAUUCGUUACCUGUAAAAGUUUGAUAACAAUACAAAAUGAGUUCUCCAGCUAUCGGUAUAGAUUUGGGUACUACGUACUCGUGCGUCGCUGUUCUCCAGCAUGGAAAAAUUGAAAUUAUCGUCAACGAUCAAGGUAACAGAACAACGCCAAGUUACGUGGCAUUUUCCGAUGAAGAAAUUUUAAUAGGAGAGGCUGCGAAAAAUCAAGCAGCCAGGAAUGUGAAAAAUACCAUUUUCGAUGUUAAACGAUUGAUUGGCCGAGAAUUUAAUGAUGCUACUGUACAAGCCGAUAUGAAGCACUGGUCUUUUGGAGUCAUUCAUUAUGAGAACAAACCAAAAAUCCAAGUUCAAUUUCAAGGCACUUAUAAAACGUAUUUUCCUGAAGAGAUAUCCGCAAUGGUAUUACAAAAAAUGAAAGCGACCGCUGAAGCGUAUUUGGGUAAAACAGUCAAGAAUGCAGUUAUCACCGUACCAGCUUAUUUCAACGAUUCUCAAAGACAGGCUACUAAAGAUGCCGGUACCAUCAGCGGUCUGAAUGUAUUGCGUAUUAUUAAUGAACCUACUGCUGCUGGUUUCGCUUACGGUUUAGAAAAUAAAAAUUCUGCCAAGCAAACGGUUUUAAUUUUCGAUGUCGGUGGAGGAACCUUCGACGUAUCCAUUUUAGCCAUCCAAAACGGUGUAUUCGAAGUUGUUUCAACCGCCGGUGAUACUCACUUGGGAGGCGAAGAUUUCGACAACCGAAUGCUUCAGCAUUUUGUUCAAGAAUUUAAAUGUAAGCACAGGAAAGAUAUCAGUCAGAACUGGAGAGCUCUACGUCGCCUGAGAACCGUCUGCGAAUUAGCAAAGAGAACUUUAUCAUCGUCUAAGAUGGCCAGAAUCGAAGUCGAUUCUCUCUGCGAUGGGAUUGAUUUCCAUAGUCAAAUCUCUCGUGCUCGUUUUGAAGAAUUGAACAUUGAUUUCUUUCAAAAGGCAAUGGCCCUUGUUGAAAAAGCAAUUCAAGAUGCCAAUAUCAAUAAAACUCAGAUCGAUCAAGUAAUCUUAGUAGGCGGAUCAUCUCGAAUCCCAAAAAUACAAAACAUGUUGCAAGCUUUAUUCGUGGGAAAGACAUUGAACAAAUCUGUCAAUCCGGAUGAAGCUGUAGCCUACGGAGCCGCCGUUCAAGCUGCCAUACUUAACGGCGACAAAUCGAACAUCGUGCGGGAUUUAGUGUUGAAAGACGUUACGCCAUUGUCGUUAGGUAUUUGUGUGGGAUAUGAACGUAAAAUGUCAGUGGUUAUCAAACGUAAUACAGCCAUUCCGGCCAAAGUGACCCAACCUUUCACCACAGGUGUGGAUUAUCAAAUUGUAAUGCUUUUCAAAGUAUUCGAAGGAGAAUACACUGAAACGGAGAAUAACCAUUUGCUUGGCGAAUUCAGGCUUGUGAAUGUGCCUUCUGCUCCUGCCGGUGUAACAAUAGCCGAUGUGACAUUUGACAUCGAUUCCAACGGUAUUUUAAACGUAACCGCUGUCGAAAGAUCUACCCGUAAUUCCAAUCGAAUUACCAUUAAGCGGGAUACAGGUCGUCUUACUCAGGAGCAAAUUUACCAUAUGGUUCAAGACGCUGAAAGAUGUUUGGAGACCAUGGUGCUGUGAAAGGCAUACAUUGAAUUUUAACUUUUGUAAUCAUAUUUCGUAAAGUUGUUCAAUUAUGUAAACUGCUUAUGUUGAUUUAAUUUCCUUUGGAAGGAUCUAGCGAUGAUUUAAAAAAAUUAUCGAAUUAUGUGAUUACUUAAGGAUUUUCAUUUUUUUAGGUCAAUAAGUAUUUUGUUCAAGAGUUAUUAUUUUUUGUUACGUACGUGAUAUUUAUACCUGUGAGUUGAUUUUUUCCUCCUGUGAUUAUUCUAUAGUCUUAAAUUGAUUUCAUUAUGAAUGAAAUAUACACCUAAUUAUUCGUUCUCAUUGUAAAA
Planococcus citri (citrus mealybug) is the source of this 2629-nucleotide messenger RNA. RefSeq names its product heat shock 70 kDa protein cognate 4-like. Lineage: Eukaryota; Metazoa; Arthropoda; Insecta; Hemiptera; Pseudococcidae. The transcript is spliced from 5 exons. Gene Ontology annotation, molecular function: ATP-dependent protein folding chaperone; ATP binding. Gene Ontology annotation, cellular component: nucleus; cytosol; plasma membrane. Bases 720 to 2315 code for a protein of 531 amino acids. The record is from RefSeq and is a predicted model, not a curated record.